AUGGAUGCCCAGGAAGGUCGAGUCUCGUCCAAUAGAGCUCCUUUGGCCGGCAAUCCACGGCGGAGGAAGGACUACAGCGACGAGGAUGACAACGUCUUUGUCUCUAAGAGACAAAGAACUGCGGUCGCGUGUAACUCUUGCAAGAAUCGCAAGUCACGCUGUAAUGGAGGCCGACCAACUUGCAGCACUUGCAUCGACUUGGGUUUUGAAUGUGUAUACCGUGCUCCUUCAAGAGCCCAAACCUCUCAGGCUAGAGAAAUGCAUUGGAUGAGGAACAGGCUUCAAUCCAUUGAAGAAUUGCUACGUAAUAUUGGUGUACAAGCACACGAGCAUCAAAAUGAUCCCUCCUCUCCCCAAGACCUGCCUCUCUCGUCGGACAUGCCGCCCUCAACAGUGGGUGAGGCUCGCACCAAUGAGGUUUCCCAACAUGAUAGUACCACAUUUGGUGUCGACAAGCUGCCAGGAGAGGAUACUGUGGAUGGAAUGGGCGCCAUCACGUUUGCUGACGAGUCUACUUCCGGCCACUUCGGCCUAUCCUCGAAUUCGGCUUUCUUCAGUCACAUCGGUCGAUGCCUCGAUUCGACGACAACCAUAUCAACACAACGCAAUGCCCAUACACAGCAGCUUGCGACAAACAUGUCUAGACCGGCGUCUCCCCCAGUCGCGCCGGGACCGCAAGUCGACAAAACUCCAAACCCUCGCAUUUUGCCACCGCAGGAAGACAUUCUCAGAAUGGUCGAAGCUUUCUUCUCAGUUACUGGCAUGUUUUUUCCUUUUAUCCACAAGAGGUCAGUCAUCAACAUGGUGGAAGAAAUGAGUAUCACAAGAUUCAGCUGUGUGCCUCAAUCCUGGCUCUGCCUGCUGAAUGCGAUUAUGGCAAUUGGUACAAGCCUAAGUGUCGGGCAAGACGACACUUUAAAACACCAGGAAGAGGAGUCAAGUGUCUAUUUUCAAAGAGCCCUCAUUCUGUCGCCGUGGACCUUAUCAAAUCCGACGAACCUGGAAGCUUUGCAAGCUCUGGCUGUUAUGACUAUUUACCUUCAAGGUGUCUCAAAGUCGGCACAGACUUGGAGAUUACACGGUCUUCUCGUCCAGGCAGCCUUCCAGACAGGUGUCCAUAUCAACAUCAAAUCACCGAAAAUAUCUCCUUUGGAGCAGGAGAUCCGAACAAGGAUAUGGUACAUGUGCUUUGUGCUGGAUAGAGUCCUCAGUGCGGCUUAUGGGAGGCCUCCUUUGAUCCACAACAGCUACAUGCAGAUCAAUCUCCCCAUGAACGUAAAUCUCGACGACAUAAAUGACGAUGGAGAAUUAUAUCCACACUCGGUCCAGACGCCUAAUGAGCCCUCAUCGUGUUCUCUCUUUCUCGCAACAAUAAAACUCUAUCUUAUUCAGGGCAACAUGAUUGAAAAACUUUACCACCAGAACAUGACUCCUUCCGUCGACCUCCAACCCAAUCGGCUCUUCAGCCUCAUAAUGGAUUUUGAAGAACACCUCCACGAUUGGAUGAAAACAUUAAAUCCUGCUGUCGAACUUAUUCCCACUAGCGAAGUGAACAAGGCUCACCCUCACGAAUGGAAGUGGACGCGUCCACAGACUGUUAUGACUAUACGCUUUCUAUCGGUUCGUGUGCUCCUUUAUCGGAGAGUCAUAGAAACGCUCCUCGAUGAUAUAUCGACCUCCGGGGUAGGCAUCCGGCAGCCAGAGUAUUCAUUGCCUAUUGCCCAGACUUUGAUUCAUGCUUGUACCGAGUCGGCCAUCGCCAUCAUCCAAACGAUACGUGCACUAGGAGCAAAGAAUGAGAUGCUCCCCGCUUGGUGGUUUACAAUCUACCACAGUUUGUUGAGCCCUUCCCCAUACACUAUUGUACGAGAAUCUGAUUAUGAGCCAGUGUUCAAUGCAGCAUUGGUACUAUUUGGAGUUGUCUGUUUACAAACGAUUGGAAAGGUAUCCCUGGAUCCACAUACCCCUUCGGAAUCGGUGCUCUUCAUGCAAAUAGCCCUUGGGGACCUUGUCAUCGUUGGCAGAGACACCAGGAUCGUCCGGCGAUGCUCCAAGUAUCUGCAAAAGAUGAUCCAAAUCUCUCUAUCACUCACACGGAAUAUUUCGUCAAAUCAGUCGCCACAUCGCGCCUCCCCUAUUCAGUCGUCGUUUCCUCCAAACAAUAACAUGCCCUUCCUCUCGGACGAAAGCAUACCGUCUCCAUGGGAUGCCGAUUUUGGGCAGUUCUUAAUGAACGACGACUCCAACUUUCUUGACGGGUGGACGGAAUUAGCCGAGCCUCUCCAAUGUCUGUGA
Exophiala mesophila is the source of this 2295-nucleotide messenger RNA. RefSeq lists its product as uncharacterized. Gene Ontology annotation, molecular function: DNA-binding transcription factor activity, RNA polymerase II-specific; zinc ion binding; RNA polymerase II cis-regulatory region sequence-specific DNA binding. NCBI's taxonomy places the organism in Eukaryota, Fungi, Ascomycota, Eurotiomycetes, Chaetothyriales, Herpotrichiellaceae. Gene Ontology annotation, biological process: DNA-templated transcription; positive regulation of transcription from RNA polymerase II promoter by galactose. Bases 1 to 2295 code for a protein of 764 amino acids. The transcript is spliced from 5 exons. Gene Ontology annotation, cellular component: nucleus. The record is from RefSeq and is a predicted model, not a curated record.